This is a messenger RNA of Anolis sagrei ordinatus, 1916 nucleotides long. NCBI's taxonomy places the organism in Eukaryota, Metazoa, Chordata, Lepidosauria, Squamata, Anolidae. The record is from RefSeq and is a predicted model, not a curated record.
UUAUACAAUGUGAGUGUUGUGCACACUGGAGCAAAAAGAGAAAAAAAUGUUUGGGUGUAUUUGUCUUCCUGCUGGAGACAAAGGAAGCAAGAAAGCAGCAAGUCCUUGAGAACUCUGUCCACAGCAUAAAGCUGCGAUUCCGACAUACAAUGGCAACUGCAGGAAAGGUGAUUAAAUGCAAGGCAGCAAUCAUCUGGGAAGCUGGGAAAAUGCCUUCUGUUGAGGAGGUGGAGGUGGCACCGCCCAAAAGCCAAGAAGUUCGAGUAAAGAUUGUGGCCACUUCGAUCUGUCGGACUGAUGACCAUGUGUUGAAAGGUAUUUUCCCUCACCUAGAGUACCCGAUCAUUGGAGGUCAUGAAGCAGCUGGGAUUGUUGAAAGCGUCGGGCCAGGAGUCACUUGUGUAAAGCCAGGUGACAAAGUCAUUCCUCUUUGUGUCCCCCAAUGUGGAGAGUGUGCCUGCUGUUUGAGUCCUAAAGCUAACUGUUGCCUCAAAUCCCAUAUCUACAAACCUCUUCAAAACCUGAUGCCAGACAAAACCAGCAGGUUCACCUGUAGAGGGAAACAGAUUCAUCACUUUCUGUGGAUCAGCACCUUCUCCGAAUACACAGUGGUCCCCGUUGUUUCCAUUGCAAAAAUCAGUAAUGAUGCUCCUCUGGAUAAAGUCUGCCUCUUUGGCUGUGGGUUUUCUACUGGUUAUGGGGCUGCUAUUAAUAAUGCUCAGGUGGAACCUGGUUCCUCUUGUGCCAUUUUUGGCUUGGGAGGUGUCGGUUUGUCUGUCAUCAUGGGCUGCAAAACAGCUGGAGCAUCCAGGAUCAUUGGGAUUGACACUAACAAAGACAAAUUUGCCAAGGCCAGAGAGCUGGGAGCUACUGAAUGCAUCUCUCCUGAAGAUUUUGAGAAACCCAUUAAUGAGGUGCUGGUGGAGAUGACUGGGCUUGGUGUGGACUAUGCUUUCGAAGUGGCUGGACAUGUUGACACUGAGGCUACUGCUCUUGCAUCCAGCCAUUUUGGUCACGGUGUCUGUGUGCUGGUUGGGGCACCUCCCACAGGAUCCAAGCUCUGUAUCCGUCCUUUACAGCUCCUGACUGGCAAGAAACUUAUUGGAAGUAUGAUUGGAGGUUGGAAGCUGAAAGAUGCUCUCCCUAAACUGGUUUCUGAUUAUAUGGCAAAUAAAUUUAAUACGGAUGCAUUAAUAAGUCAUGUGUUGCCUUUUGAGAAAAUUGGUGAAGGCUUUGAGCUGCUAAACAGUGGUAAAUGUAUUCGCUGUGUCUUGUUGUUUUAACACACACUACCUAUUCUACAAAUCCUGUGCAUAUUGGGCCAAAUUCAGCAGAAUUUCAGCAAGCAAUAACAUUCAGUGUACAGAAUCUAUUGAGGUUACAUUUAAUCAUGUGGCAAGGGACUGACGGACAAAAAACAAAAAUCCUCUGUAUAAUUUGUAAUUCACAAAGUUUCCCUCUCACUCUCUGGUGAAAAAUUCUUCUGCCAGUUUUAAGACCAUUUGGUCCAAACUAAAUCUUUGCAAACCAAUUGAUUGCUACAGAGAUGACUUUCCAGCUUUUGAAAAGAUCAAGUUUUCUCAGUGAGAUUCUAUGCUUGAAAAUGUUAUUUUCUGGAUUCUUCUCGGCUUCUUUCAGAUCAUCUCUUUUCUCUCUCUCAGAACAAUAGAAAGGUCUAGAUAAAGUCUAGAAAACCUAGGACUUUCCAGAUGCUGUUGAAUUCCAGAUCCCACCCAUACAAGCCAGCCUAAGCAAUGGUGGGUUGUCUUUGGAAAAGUAACAAAUAAACAUUUCAGACAAAGCUUGGAAGUAAUAUAUUAUGUGCAAUGACAGUACUAGUGAACCUUUAUAAAUGAAAUUACUGGUGGUGCUAUUAUUUUUUGCCUAUGGAAUUUAUUACAUUUACUUUCUCCUCC